Saccharomycopsis crataegensis is the source of this 2109-nucleotide messenger RNA. It is a transcript of the gene TGL3, whose product is annotated as bifunctional triglyceride lipase/lysophosphatidylethanolamine acyltransferase. Gene Ontology annotation, biological process: lipid metabolic process. Gene Ontology annotation, molecular function: triacylglycerol lipase activity. The coding region runs from base 1 to 2109 and encodes 702 amino acids. The transcript has a single exon. The record is from RefSeq and is a predicted model, not a curated record. Lineage: Eukaryota; Fungi; Ascomycota; Saccharomycetes; Ascoideales; Saccharomycopsidaceae.
AUGUACUUGAUCCAUUCCAUAGCAAAGCUCGUGGUGCUCGUUAUAUUCUGGCCCCUCACCUUGAUCAUCAAAAGCUAUACCAAUUAUCAUACUUUCAAGACCCUCCAGCAAUUCAAGAAAGAUCUUCGGAACACCACCACUUACGAACAAUGGUUAGGAAUUGUCGAGCAGAUCGAUAAAUUUUUAGGCAAAGACGAGUGGCGGAAAAAUUACGUUUCCAAAAAAUUCGAUUAUCGAUUGAUUUCUGAUCGAAUUGUCUCGUUACGUCAUGCUAGAGACGCCAAUGACAUUGGAAGAAUUAUUUCGUUAUUGAAUAGUAGCACCAUUCGCAAUUUUGGAGGGAUAACCGACAAGAAUCUAUUUAAUAACAGUUAUAUGGGGACGAAAUUCAUCAUCCACGAAUACAUUGCCGAAGUACUAAAAAGUUUGGAAUUUAUCCAUCAAUAUGACGAUGCAAAUUGUGCGGAAAAUGAUUUGAUCAUUUAUAAACUUCGGGCGUUCCAUAAUGCUAAACAAACCUUAGGAAAUACCGCGUUGAUUUUACAAGGAGGGUCGAUGUUUGGAAUGUAUCAUUUAGGGGUGAUUAAAACAUUAUCCAAAAAUAAUUUGUUACCGAAAAUCAUUAGUGGGAGUUAUUUUGGGUCGGUAUUUGGAUGUUUAAUUUGUGUUAGUUGUUUGAAUAACCAUCGUGGUUCACAAAACGAUUUUUUUGACAGGUUUACCGAUGAGCUUAUAAGAUUUGGAUUACAACAUGAACCCCAGGUAUUUGAUUCGAAACGGGAAAGCUGGUUAGAAUUCUUGCUCAAGUUUUAUCACAAGACUUACACCCCGGAGAUUUUGUUGUUGAUGAAAUAUGUCGAACAUUAUUUGGAGGACUUGACAUUUGAAGAAUUGUACAGCAAAACCGGGAAGAUUUUAAACUUGAUCAUUCAUUCUACCGAUAAAUCUUUGCCGACGAUUUGCAAUUAUAUUACCACCCCCAACAUGAUUGUUCGUAGUGCAAUGUUUGCGUCGAUUGGUAGUGAUAUUAUGGGAGACGAAAUCCUGAUAUUGGUGAAGAAUUUGAAAAACGAAGUUGUCGAAUGGAGCGAGUUCAAUUUGUUCACCAGGUCGUCACAGACAAUUAUUCAAGAUGGCAAUAAUAAUAUUUUCACAAUUUCUAACGAAGAGAGUGUUGAUAGCAAGACCAGAUUUUUGGGCCCCCACGAAAUCAACAAUGAGCCGAAAUCCCCGUAUGAGCGAUUAACCGAGCUUUUUAAUGUCAACCAUUUCAUUGUCAGUUUGGCUCGGCUUUAUUUCAAACCUUUGGUGAUCAAUGAUAUACGGCACGAUUUGCAUUUUGUGAGGCCGUUGAAUGAUGUGGAUAAGAUUAUUGAAGAGGCCAAAGAGAAACGGAUUCAACGAAAGCAGAAGCGGGCCGAUGAUAAUAAGUCAAUGAUUACUACACCGGCAAUAAGUCGAAUAAGUACGAUCAUUGAUUUGAUUGAAUUUCAAAAAGUUGCUGACAGUCUUGAUGAUGAUGAAGAGGUAGCUAUUGAGAGUGAUGAUGAUGAUGAUGAUGAUGAUGAUGAAGAAGAAGGGAUUGAAGACAGUCAGAAUUUUUUGAAAGAUUUGACGGUUAAUAAUCCGUUAGAAAUUUGGUUAUUACCGGUGACAAUACUUAUUAGUUUGGCGGUGAAUCUCAUGAUCAAUGUGACGACGUUGAUUGCCACGCCAUCUUAUACUUAUAUCAAUAUUUCCAAGAACAUUCAGAAGAUCAUUAACAUGGAGAUCCAAUAUCGGUUUAAUUUGCUCACCGAUUUGGAAUUUUUCAAACUGCUUCGGAUAUUCCAAUUAUUGAAGAAAUUGACGGUCGAUGAGAAGACUCCGAAAUUGAGCAGUAGUGAGAUCACGAUUGUUCCGAACGUGUGGGACUUUAUCAGUAUUUGGAAGACGAUCUUUAUUAUUAAUGAUAUUAACGAGGAGAGUAUUACCGAGAGUAUUGAUAGCGCGAUCAAGUUUGGAGAAAAGAGUGUGUGGGCGUUAUUGCCGAUCUUGAAGGUGAGGUGUGAGGUAGAGUUUGUGCUAGAUGAUUUGUAUGACGAUACCAAAGCUUUGAGGGAGAUUUGA